AUGGCCAGUGUCGGUGCACGCUAUGCAACAACUGCCCAGAUUGACGACUACAUCUCUCGUCUCCUUGAGGCCGGAUACACUUCAAAAGUGCCAAAGCAACUCUGUCUCAAGAACGCCGAAGUCAAUGCCAUCUGUCGCACCUCUAUGGAAAUCUUCCUUAGUCAGCCGUCGUUAUUGGAGUUGUCACCUCCAGUAAAGGUUGUUGGAGACACUCAUGGUCAAUACACUGAUUUGAUCCGACUAUUUGAAAUGGGUGGAUUCCCUCCAAGCUCAAACUACCUCUUUCUCGGUGAUUAUGUCGAUCGUGGCAAACAAAGUCUGGAAACCAUGCUUCUAUUGCUGUGCUACAAGAUUAAAUAUCCCGAAAACUUCUUUUUGCUGCGCGGCAAUCACGAAUGUGCCAAUGUUACAAAAGUGUAUGGAUUUUAUGAUGAAUGCAAGCGACGAUUGAGCCCAAAGAUGUGGCGUACAUUUAUCGACGUCUUCAAUACCCUGCCCAUUGCUGGCCUGGUAGCUGGAAAGAUCUUCUGUGUUCACGGCGGCCUGUCUCCAUCGCUACACAACAUGGAUGAGAUCCGCAGUAUCCAACGCCCGACAGAUGUACCAGAUUAUGGACUGCUCAAUGAUCUGCUCUGGGCCGAUCCUUCAGAAGUCACGGUCGACUGGGAAGACAACGAGCGCGGUGUGUCCUAUUGCUUUGGUAAGAAGGUGAUCAACGAGUUCCUGGCCAAGUUCGAUCUCGACCUUGUGUGUCGUGCGCACAUGGUGGUCGAGGAUGGAUACGAGUUCUUCAACGACCGUACAUUGGUCACCGUCUUCUCCGCCCCAAACUAUUGCGGCGAGUUUGACAACUUUGGUGCAAUCAUGAGCGUCAGUGAAGAACUCUUGUGUAGCUUUGAGCUCCUCACACCUGCAGACCACCCACUUGCAAAAGAGCGCCUGAAGAAUAAGAACAAAAGGUAA
This is a messenger RNA of Phycomyces blakesleeanus NRRL 1555(-), 963 nucleotides long. RefSeq lists its product as hypothetical. Gene Ontology annotation, cellular component: nucleus; cytoplasm. Bases 1 to 963 code for a protein of 320 amino acids. The transcript has 3 exons. NCBI's taxonomy places the organism in Eukaryota, Fungi, Mucoromycota, Mucoromycetes, Mucorales, Phycomycetaceae. The record is from RefSeq and is a predicted model, not a curated record. Gene Ontology annotation, molecular function: protein serine/threonine phosphatase activity.